Molecule: messenger RNA, 1287 nt
Organism: Pestalotiopsis fici W106-1
Lineage: Eukaryota; Fungi; Ascomycota; Sordariomycetes; Amphisphaeriales; Sporocadaceae
Exons: 1
Coding region: 1-1287 (428 amino acids)
Source: RefSeq, a predicted model, not a curated record
AUGAACGACGUCUCAAGUCGCGUCCAAACGGCCGCCCUCCGGCUGUACCCAAUCGAGGUUGUGCUCCCGUCCCGACCACCUUCUCGCCAUGUCAUGACCCGCGGCCUCGGCCCGGCGUUGGCUCCGCUACAUAUCACCCCCGAGGACGAUUCGACGGCACGCAUCUCGAGUAAGGAAACUUGGUCCAGCCUGACACAGACCGGAACCACAAAGGUGCAGCUAUACUACAUUGUCCAUUGGACCGACUUGCCUGGUGCCUCGGUGCUUGUCCAGGCCGACAAGAUUCUUGACUACGUGUCACCGAGAACCGUUGAAGACUUCGAGUACAAGCUAUCGCUGGAGAGAGAUGCUGCUGCUGAGCGGCUCCGAGAAGAACUGGAAUUGGCAAAGCAGAUUGCUCGAGAAGAGGAGAUUUUGCGACACGAGGCGGCGGCUGCGGGUACUACGCCGAGCAACCCCAACAAGACCAGUGCCAAGAGGCCUGGCCGUCCCAGCAAGGCUGACAUACUGAGAAGAGAGGCUGAAAAGGCUCAGGCAGGCUUGGAGGUUCUAUUGCCUUCAGUUGGUUCUGCAGCCUCCGGCCCCUCGCUUUCCACGCCACAGAAAUCACAAAAGGUAGCGACUGAUACGCUAGAUGUUGAGGAUGGCGUGGAAGAGUACGAUGCGGCCGAGCAUCAUCACCAUAAAGUAUAUGCUGCCAAUCCUGUGGCUGCGUGGAAUUCUAGGUCUGUACAUUCCAAAUCAUCGCCAGCCACUCGUUCUCCGCGGAAAGCCAGAUCCGUGGCCAUCGGAGGCUUCACACCUGCGGCUCGGAGUUCUGGCAGGUGGCCUUCGAAAUCGCCCCGUGUGGCCGAGGCGUCCUCGCCGUCUGUCCUUGCACACAGUAUAGCCAAAGCUCCACGAAAGAAGGGAAAAGGAAAGCGGAAAGGGAAGGAAGCUGGGGAAUCUCGGCCUCUACCAGAGGAGCCCGAAUACGUGAUAGAAUGUAUCGAAGACCAACGAAUGUUCAAGGUCAAGGGCCAGGAGAAGCCCCAUUACCUGGUGAGGUGGGAAGGGAACUGGCCACCGGACCAGAAUCCGACCUGGGAGCCUGCCGAAAACUUACCCGCCAAGAUGGUAAAGAAGUUCCUCCGCAAAAAGGCCCAAAUGGACAUUGGCCGCUAUUCGAGUGUAGCUGAUGCGUUCGAGGGAGACCUUGAAGAGGCAGCUGGAGAUAUGGAUUACUACUCGUCUGACGAGAACCAGGACGCCGACAUGGAAGAGAUGCUGCUGGUCGAGGAGGGUUGA